AUGGCACCGCGUGGAUUCACGAAUCCCGCCCCUAGGACCGAAUCGGCGCGGUCUGCGCUCAGCUCCUUCACCUGCGGGCUUUGUAAUAAAUCUUACUCACGCCACCCAGAAUACGAAGCGCACAUCGGCUCAUAUGAUCACCAGCACAGAAAGCGUUUGCAGGACCUCAAACAGCUUACACGUGAUCCAAAUGCCGUCGAGAAGAACCGCCGGGCAGAACGUAAAGCCGAUGCGCAGGCCGGUCUGAAAGUCAUCGAGACUCCUGUGGACAAUGUGGCACCAAGUGGAGGAAGCACGGGUUUCAAGAAGGGAGGCUUCAAAAGCUCAUUCGCCGCUGUCAAGGGAACAGUGGCCCCCACAGCCCCGGUCAAGAAGAACGUUCUAGGAGACGACGAGGAAGAUGAUAUCCCGAAACCUCAAGACAAUGGUCCAUCAGAUAUGCACAUACCCCGAAAGAGUGAAUAUGGCGAUAUGGAAAGUGACACCGACGAGGAAUAUGGCCAAGAAGGAUAUUAUGAUCCUCGCCGGCCAACGGACUGUUUCGCUGGGUGUGUUGCCCAAAAGGUCUAA
Molecule: messenger RNA, 570 nt
Organism: Penicillium samsonianum
Lineage: Eukaryota; Fungi; Ascomycota; Eurotiomycetes; Eurotiales; Aspergillaceae
Product: putative C2H2 finger domain protein
Exons: 3
Coding region: 1-570 (189 amino acids)
Source: RefSeq, a predicted model, not a curated record